UUAAUUAAACAAAGUUUAUUAUUUAGAUAAUAGAAAAAAUGAGUGAAAAAAUUUACGAGAGUGCUUGUUGAAAUUUGAAUGAAUGGCUUUUUUUUUUCUAAAAGAUCCAUGUGGAAUAAUAUGUUUGUUAAUUACAUAUAGUAGUAUAAUAUAUGCUGACUAUGUUGUUCUUGCAGAAAUAGUGGUUCCACAGCACGGAGACAGCAAAACAUGUAGUAUUUCAGGAUGUCUUCAUGUUGUGGUAUUUAAUGCUUUACUGUUUUUGCUUUUCUACUCUCAUGUCAAAGCUAUGCUUACAGACCCAGGUUAUGUUCCUUUUCCAGAGAUAGCUGUAGACUUUUCAGAAACUCGUAGAAGUAGUCGCAAGAAAAAUUUGAAUGAUGAUGACUGGACUGUAUGCAGACAAUGUGAAUUGUUUCGACCACCUAGAUCACAUCACUGUAGAGUUUGUAGAAGAUGUGUGCGCAAAAUGGAUCAUCACUGCCCUUGGAUAAACAAUUGUGUUGGGGAAAGGAACCAAAAAUACUUCAUACUUUUUCUUUUUUAUACAGGCUUAUCAUGUUUGCAUGCGCUUAUUUUAAUAGCAACUAGCUGGAGUGAUCCAAUUCCUGAUCAAAAUGAAAGUCAAAAAACAUAUCAUAGAAUCAGAUUAAUAGCAUUGAUUGUGAUUUGUCUUUUAUUCUGCUUGUUUGUUAUAAGUGUUUUAUAUGACCAGUUCUAUUCAAUAUGUUAUGAUGUCACAGCAAUAGAAAUUGGCACUAAAAGAGAAGGAAAAUCAACUAAAAUGAAAAAGCAACUACUCAUAGAAACAUUUGGGACAGGUUCUUAUCUAAAGUGGUUUUUUCCGUGCAGCUCUACACAUCUUGCUCAAGAUUAUCGUAUUGAUUACAACGUAUAAUGUUGUAUUGUUUUCGACGUAAAAAAUAUCGAAUACAACGCAUAGUACUUAACGUAACUUGCGUAAUUAAUUCUUGUUGUUACAACGAAAUAAUGGUUAACGAGAUUAUUUAAAAAUAAAAUUUAAUCUAUCUUUUGUAAAUAUGUAUAGAACUUUUUUAAAAAAAUAUUGAUUACACUCAA
Messenger RNA from Hydra vulgaris (swiftwater hydra), 1080 nucleotides. Its product is annotated as palmitoyltransferase ZDHHC3. Gene Ontology annotation, biological process: protein targeting to membrane; peptidyl-L-cysteine S-palmitoylation. Gene Ontology annotation, molecular function: protein-cysteine S-palmitoyltransferase activity. Gene Ontology annotation, cellular component: endoplasmic reticulum; Golgi apparatus. The record is from RefSeq and is a predicted model, not a curated record. NCBI's taxonomy places the organism in Eukaryota, Metazoa, Cnidaria, Hydrozoa, Anthoathecata, Hydridae.